Molecule: messenger RNA, 1524 nt
Organism: Megalops cyprinoides (Indo-Pacific tarpon)
Lineage: Eukaryota; Metazoa; Chordata; Actinopteri; Elopiformes; Megalopidae
Product: ADP-ribosylation factor-like protein 4A
Exons: 2
Coding region: 266-874 (202 amino acids)
Biological process (GO): vesicle-mediated transport; intracellular protein transport
Cellular component (GO): cytoplasm
Molecular function (GO): GTPase activity; GTP binding
Source: RefSeq, a predicted model, not a curated record
AGAGGUUCACGGCGAGGGUCGGCAGGGCGAUCCGGGAUCAAGUGAGCAGAGGAUACUUCGCCUCGACCGCUACUUGACUUUCUACAGGCAACCGCAUAUAUUGCAUACCGUUUGCAAUUCAGAGUAAGGUUUGCGCUGCAGCCCUCGGGGGAUUGAAGAGGCUUUGUGAAUAUUCGAUGAAGCGGCGCUCCGUCUCCUGACGACGCCUCGCGCUCCCGCUCCCGCACAGCCCGCCGCGGUUUUUUUAUUUCAUUUUUUUGACAGGAUGGGAAACGGAUUAUCCGACCAGCGCUCGCUUUUCCCCAGCCUCCUGCCCUUCCAGUCCCUGCACAUCGUCAUCCUCGGGCUGGACUGCGCCGGGAAGACCACCGUGCUCUACCGGCUGCGCUUCAACGAGUUCGUGAACACCGUCCCCACCAAGGGCUUCAACACGGAGAAGAUAAAGGUGGCGCUGGGCGGCUCGCGGACGGCCACCUUCCACUUCUGGGACGUGGGCGGGCAGGAGAAGCUGCGGCCGCUGUGGCGCUCGUACACGCGCUGCGCGGACGGCCUGGUGUUCGUGGUGGACUCGGUGGACGCGGAGAGGAUGGAGGAGGCGCGGACGGAGCUGCACAAGAUCACGCGGCUCUCCGAGAACCACGGCGUGCCCGUGCUGGUGGUGGCCAACAAGCAGGACCUGCGCAACUCGCUGCCGCUGGCGGAGAUUGAGGAGACGCUGGCGCUGGGCGAGCUGGGGGCGGCCACGCCCUGGCACCUGCAGCCGGCAUGCGCCAUCAUCGGGGAGGGGCUGGACGAGGGCCUGCAGCGUCUGCACGACAUGAUCAUGAAGCGCAGGAAGGCCCUGCGGCAGCAGCGGCAGCGGAGGAAGAGAUGAGCCGCCCGGAGACGGAGAGCGAGAACGACAGAACGAGGGGGGGGGCUGUGUCACACACCACUGAAAUAACCCCACACCCUGUGGAAGACUGAGCGGCCUUCUGACCUGGCCUGAAACACAUGGAUUGCAGUGCUGAGUUUUAUCAGCAGGACGGAGUCAUAUCGGACACAUGGGGAGCUGGAGAUAGCCUGGCUGUUCCCCCCCUCGGACUGUAGGGGGCAGCAUGCCUGGCGCAGAAAUACAGGGGCAGGACUUUUUUAAACGAAGACAGUAGCACACGGAUAACACGUGGUUGAACACCUGCAAAAGUGUCCCCUCAGAAAGGGGGUGUCCUGCAGUGUGGAUAUAGACCCCAUUUUCUGUGCUCUCCAGGGGAGUUGUUCUGGGUAUUAAUUCUGCUGUUGGAAGUGGAGGACUUGGUGUAUCUGUCAGUAUGAUAUACAGCUGUUAGAGGACUGGACAAAUGACAAAACCGAAGAAUCACCAAAGGCCCAAGUGGAAACUAUUUAUAUUGGACAGUGUUGAUUUUUUUCUCUCUUCUUGUCCACAUUAAAUGGGUUGCAUUACUCUAUCAGGACAGGGGUGAUGAAGGAACUUCACCUUCAUGUUGGUUUGAGUCAGUGCCAGUCUGUCUCAAUCCGGCCACCUUG